AUGGAGGGCAUAGACCACAAAUCAAUAACUGUAAAUGGCAUAAACAUGCACGUUGCAGAAAUCGGGCAGGGCCCUUUUGUGCUAUUCCUCCACGGUUUCCCUGAAUGCUGGUACUCAUGGCGCCACCAAAUGACCUUCAUGGCAAGACACGGCUUUCGGGCGGUGGCGCUGGACCUCCGCGGAUACGGAGACACUACUGGUGCACCAGUAAAUGAUUUCACAAAAUUCACCACGCUUCAUGUGGUGGGUGACGUGGUGGCGCUCCUUAACGCCGUCGCGGCCCAGGAGGAGAAAGUGUUUGUUGUUGGGCAUGACUGGGGGGCCAUGAUUGCGUGGGCUUUGUGUUUAUAUAGACCGGAUAGGGUUAAGGCUUUGGUGAAUUUGAGCGUGGCGUUCCUGCCGAGAAACCCCAGCAAGAAGCCCGUUGAGAGCUUGCUUGCAGUUUAUGGGGAGGAUUACUAUAUUUGCAGAUUCCAGGAACCUGGAGAAAUAGAAGGCGAGUUUGCCCAAAUGGGUACUAGGAGGGUGUUGAAGAAUUUCCUGACCUACGACAAUCCAGGACCACUUUACCUUCCUAAGGGGAAAGGUUUUGGAGAAUCGGCAGAUACUCCAAUUAUCUUGCCUUCAUGGCUAUCUGAAGAAGAAGUUGAUUACUAUGCUAGCAAAUACGAGAAGAGUGGCUUCACAGGGGCUUUAAAUUACUACCGGGCACUUGACAAAAAUUGGGAGCUCACAGCUCCAUGGACCGGGGAUCAAAUUAAAGUUCCAGUGAAGUUUAUUGUGGGUGACCUUGACCUAACCUAUAAUGCCCCUGGCAGCAAAGACUUCAUACAUAAAGGAGGGUUCAAGAGAUAUGUGCCAUUGCUGAAGGAAGUUGUUGUAAUGGAAGGAGCGCCACCAAAUUUUGGAUGUGCAGCUUUAGGUGAUUGGGCUGUGGCACCGGACGGUCCGGACCUGAGGGGCUAUGGUGACACCCCUGAUGCACUACUCGUGGACCUAUCAAAAUCCACUGUCCUUCACAUAGUGGGAAACCUGAUUGCCCUCCUUGAUGCCGUCGCGUGGAUGAGGAUGAAGUCUGACGAGGUUAAGGCUCUGGUGAACUUUAUUAUUGCUUUUAUUCCCAGAAGUCCUGAAAUAAAUCCUAUGGACAUGUUUCACGGUGCAUAUGGGGAGGAUCACUACACAUGCAGAUUUCAGGAACCUGAGGAUAUAGAAGCUGAGUUUGCACAGAUUGGCACCAAGGAAAUUCUCAAGAACAUAUUUGCAUUCCGCACUCCUGCAAAAUUUGAGCAGACUGGAUCCUCUGGAGGAGUGAAUUACUACUGCGCACUUGGCAGUUUAGUUCGGGUCGAUUGGAAUUGUGGGUGA
Fraxinus pennsylvanica is the source of this 1368-nucleotide messenger RNA. The record is from the annotation of a GenBank genome assembly. Lineage: Eukaryota; Viridiplantae; Streptophyta; Magnoliopsida; Lamiales; Oleaceae.